Molecule: messenger RNA, 2849 nt
Organism: Saccostrea echinata
Lineage: Eukaryota; Metazoa; Mollusca; Bivalvia; Ostreida; Ostreidae
Product: replication protein A 70 kDa DNA-binding subunit-like
Exons: 19
Coding region: 107-1990 (627 amino acids)
Biological process (GO): meiotic cell cycle; nucleotide-excision repair; telomere maintenance via telomerase
Cellular component (GO): DNA replication factor A complex; nucleus
Molecular function (GO): damaged DNA binding; single-stranded telomeric DNA binding
Source: RefSeq, a predicted model, not a curated record
CGCUAAAGAUUGUAAACAGGAAGUUUUGGUUUUUAGAGCAUGCGUGAAAUUUAGCGGGAAAUUGCUGAUGGUGGUAAAAUCAAGACAGAGAAAAUAAAGUAGAGAGAUGACUAAUUACAAUCUGAGCUCAGGGGCCAUUGAGGCGAUUAUCAAUGGACAGAAUUUUGACAAACCAGUGCUGCAAGUUAUUAGUUCUAAGAAGAUUACAACACAAGGAUCCAACGCUGAUAGAUACAGAUUACUGCUUUCAGAUGGUGUCGUUAGUUACUCACAUGCCAUGUUGGCCACACAAUUGAACAGUUUAAUGGAAUCAGGAGAGUUAGAUAAUUUAGCAGUCGUACAAGUAGAUAAGUUCCUAUGCAACACCAUACAAGGAGACAGACGUGUGUUGAUCAUAUUGGAUUUGCAUGUUCUACACAAGGGUUCACAAGUUGGACAGAGAUUAGGAAAUCCUCAACAAUACAAGGCAGGAGCUGUUCAAGGCACAGAAUCGGAACAUAAUUCUGCACAGUGUCCCCCUCAGAUGCCAAAGCAGGAGGGAGUGGGUCAAAGCUUUAUUGGGUCUGUGUCGGAAAAGCAGGUCAACAACAAUGUACAGAAAGUGACAAAUGCGGGGAAUGUGAAUGGAGCACCCAAAGGCAACUACUCCCUGAAAGCCAACACACCUGGGGGUACACCUGGAGGCUCAACAAAGGUGCACAAGAUAGAUAGUCUCACACCAUACCAAAACAGAUGGAGAAUUAGAGCUCGUGUAACUCAGAAAAGUGGAAUCAGAACCUGGUCUAAUUCCCGGGGGGAGGGGAAGCUAUUCAGUGUCACCCUAACUGAUGACUCUGCAGAAAUCAGGGCCACAGGAUUCAAUGAUGCUGUUGAUAAAUUUUACGAUUUACUGGAGGUCAACAAGGUGUAUUACUUCAGUAAAGCCUCCCUGAAAACAGCCAACAAGCAGUACACAACUGUCCAGAAUGAUUACGAGAUGACAUUUAAUGCAGACACAAUGAUUGAACCUUGUGAUGAUGACAGCAGCCUACCUACAAUGAAUUUCAACUUUGUCAAAAUCAAUGAACUGGACAGCAAAGCUCCAAAUUCUCUUGUCGAUGUAAUUGGUGUAGUGAAGACCUGUGGGGAUGUGAGCACUAUUAUUGGUAAACAGAGUAAAAAAGAGAUCACCAAGAGGGAUCUACAACUUGUGGACCAGUCUGGGAUGUCGGUCAACAUGACACUCUGGGGGGCUGAUGCUCAGCAGUUUGAUGGUUCAGGCAAUCCUGUUUUGGCUGUCAAAGGAGCAAAGGUCUCGGACUAUGGAGGUCGCUCCCUGUCUGCAAUGGCUUCCAGUCAGAUCAUCCACAACCCAGACCUUCGGGAGGGACACAUGCUGAAAGGCUGGUUUGAACAUGAUGGCCACAAUAUGGAUUUCCAGGGCUUCAGAAAUGAUGGCAUGGGAGGGGGUGGAGGAGGUUCAACAAAUUGGAAGAGCUUUGCAGAGAUCAAGUCUGAAAACAUUGGUGCAGAUAAGCCAGAAUACUUCACUACCAAAGCCACAGUUCUCUUUUUACGAAAAGAAAAUUGCAUGUACCAGGCAUGUCCUACAGAAUCUUGCAAUAAGAAGGUUGUGGACCAGGGAAAUGGAAUGUACAGGUGUGAGAAGUGGGCUAGAGAGUUCCCUAAUUAUAAGUGGAGGAUGAUUCUAUCGGCAAACUUAGGUGAUUACUCGGACAACCAGUGGGUGACCUGUUUCCAGGAAUCUGCUGAGGCCAUGUUAGGUGUCAGCGCUGAUGAUCUAGGAUCUCUCAAAGACUCUAAUGAAUCAGCAUUUGAUCAAGUGUUCCAAGAUGCCCUUUUCAAGUCCUACAUCUUUAAACUGAGAGCAAAAGUGGAAACUUAUAAUGAUGAAAGUAGGUUGAAGACAGUGACAAUGAAUGCCGGUACAAUUGAUUUCAAAGAACAAUCACAGAGACUGAUAGAGGAGAUCAAAAGAUUACAGAUGUGAAAGUCACACAUCAGUCAUCCAUAGUGUUGCUGUUAAUGAAGUAUUUGAAGAUGAUGAUUGACAUCUUUGUAUUUACAUGUGUACAUGAUGUAAAUUUCAUUUGCGAGAAUAACCUUAAAUUUCUUAUUCUUUGGGCAUUGGUUCUUUAGCGAGUUUAUUUUACAGUUAGUGUGUAACAUUGUGUUAACAUGGGAUAUAGGGUCUGGAGAAGAAAUUCUGAAUCAGUCAGAAAACUGUUAGUGUAUUAUUAUUAUUAUUAUUAUCUUCAUCGAAAAUCUGGAUGAUUAAGGCAAGCAAUCUAGGGGAUUUUUUUUAGUUUUAAUUUUGUUUUUCAUGAAAAAAUGAUACAAACCAGUAAAUACUUAACCAUUUAUUAAUUUUUCAGUUUACAAGAGAUCGUAGGAAUAAAAAAAACUUAGUACAUGUAUCCUAAAAAUAUCAUCGAACAAUUUUCAUUAGUGGUGUAAUUUAACAAAUACAUGUAGUAUAUUCAUUAUCAAUAUCAGUGCAGUUAUGAUAUAAAUUGAUUUGUCGCUAGUAUGUUUGAAGGAAGGAAUUAGGAAUGGGGCUGUUUUUGGAUACAUUAUUGUAUCGUGAUUUAAGGUUCAGUGAUGAAAGUAUUGAGACAGAGUAUCAAGCAUUUUGUAUCAUUGCUGUGACUGUAUUGUGAGGAUACCUCUAUUGUCCCAGUCCUAGAAGGAACUGUAGAAUGUUGAAAAAGCUGUAACAUCUCCUUUAUGUUAAACCUGUCACUGAUUUCCUUUGGACAAAUUGCAUUGAAGUAAGGCAUGGAAAAGAUUUAUUGAAAAGUUUUUAUUUGUAUAAACAAAGAAAGAACUGAAAUAAAUUAUUGAAGUAA